Molecule: messenger RNA, 15861 nt
Organism: Leopardus geoffroyi (Geoffroy's cat)
Lineage: Eukaryota; Metazoa; Chordata; Mammalia; Carnivora; Felidae
Product: protein FAM156A/FAM156B-like
Exons: 2
Coding region: 14531-15187 (218 amino acids)
Biological process (GO): epigenetic programing of female pronucleus
Cellular component (GO): nucleus
Source: RefSeq, a predicted model, not a curated record
AAUUACAAAACACAGUUGAGAGAGAUUAAAGCAAAUUUUAAAAAAUGGGAAGACUGUGUGUGUUCAUCGAUUGGGAGACUUGAUAUUGUUAAGAUGGCAACAUUCCCCAAAUCGAUCCAAGCAUUCAGUGUAAUUCCUAUUGAUAUUCUAACUGCAGCUUUUUAGAAAUUGAGAGACUGCUCCUGAAAUUUAUGUGGAAAUUUCAUGGACCCAGAAUUAAUUUAAACAAUCUUGCAGGAGACAGCCAAAAGUGGAAGACUCGUGCGUUCCCAUUUCAAACAUUAUUUCAAAACUCCAGUAAUGAAUACAAUGUAGUACUGAUUUAAGGAUACACUCAGAGAUAAACAGAAUGGAAUUGAGAGUCUGGAAAUAACCCGUCUAUCUAUGGUGAGUUAAUUGUUGACAACAGUGCCAAGACAAUUAAAUGGGGAAGGAGCAGUCAUUUCAGUAAAUGGUGCUGGGACAACUGGAUAGUCAACAUUUAAAAGAAUCAAUUUGAAUCCAAACCUCAUACCACAGAUAAAAAUUAAGUCAAAAUGGAUCCAAGUCCAUAUGUAAGAACUAACACUAUAAAACUUCUUCUGUAAGAGCGUGUAGGAGUAAAUCUUUGUGACAUUGGGUUAGGUGAUGGAUUCUUAGCUAGGACAUCAAAAGCACAGAUAAUAAAUGAAAAGUUAGGUAAAAAUGGCUUCAUCAAAAUGAGAAAAAGUUUUUGCUUUAAAGGACACCAUAAGAAAGUGAAAAAACCAAAAGAAUGGGAAGAAGUAUUUGUAUAUCUGAUAAGGGCCCAGUAGUCAGAAUGUAAAAAGAACUCUUGCAAGAUAAGAGUAAAAAGACAACCCAAUUAAUAAUGGGAUAAGGGAGGCACCUGGGGUCUCAGUCAGUGAAGUGACCGACUCUUGAUUCUGGCUUAGGUCAUGAUCUCACGGUUCAUGAGAAUAAGCCCCAAAUCAGUCUCUGGGCCAACAGCAUGGAGCCUGCUUGGGAUUCUCUUUCUCGACCCCUCCCCCUGUUUGAGCGUGUGCGCGCGCGCUCUCUCUCUCUCUCUCUGUCUCAAUUAAAAAAAUGGGCUAAGCAUUUGAAUAGACAUUUCUAUUAAAAAAGAUCUGCAGAUGCCAAAUAAGCACAUGAAAAGAUGCCCAAAAAUAUUAGUCGUUAGGAAAACAAAAAUUGAAAGCACUAUGAAUUAUAACUUUCCACCCUCUAAUAUGGAUAUAAUUUAAAAAGCGAAAAUAACAAGUGCUGGGGAAGGUGUGGAAUAAUUGAAAUCCUCAUACAUUGCUGGUGAGAAUUCAAAAUGGCACAGCUGCUGUGGAAAACAGUUUGGCAGCUCCUCAAAAAGUUAAACAGAGCUGCUGUAUGACACAGUUAUGCCAUCGUAGGUAUAUAUAUCCAAGACAAAUAAAGAAUAAGCCCCCACAAAAACUUGUAUACGAGUGUUCCUAGCAGCGUUAAUCACAACAAAGUGCCAACAACCCAGUGCCAACCAAAUAAUGAAUAUAUCACCUGUGGUGAUGUAUCCAUAUAGUAGAAUAUUAUCCAGCCACAAAAAGAAUGGAGUAGUGAUACUUGCUGCAACAUGGACGAAAACUGAACACAUUAUGCUAAGUGAAAGAAGCCAGACUCAAAGGCCACAUAAUGUAGGAUCCUAUUUAGUGGAUAUGCCCAGAAUGGACAAAUCUGUAGAGACAUAAAGCUGCUAGUAAAUGUCCAGGGCUCCUGGGAGGGGGGAUUGGGCAGGGACUGCUAAUGGCGUAGGGUUUCUUCUGGAAUUAGAUGUUGGUGAUGGUUGGCACAACCGUAUGUACAUAGUAAAAGCCAACAAAAACGGGUGAAUUUUAUGGAAUGUGACUUACAGCUUAACAAAAUGAAAAAAAAAAUUGUAAAGGAAAGCAUUUGCUUUUGAAUAUGAUUUUGGCCAUUUUAGAAGUACAGUUGCCUACCCCAGAAGAUGUAAUACGCUGUCCAGGUCUUGCCUUCACCAGUUUGAUCAUCAGAGGUGACCACUGUAGUCUGAUAGGUGUUUCCGUCUUGUCCCUGUUAUCAGUAUUUACAAAUUGCACCUGCACAUACAUAUACACUUACAGACACUGGUUGAGUUAGGAUUACCACUGGUCUGCUACUCCCCAUUUGAAAAAAAAAAAAAUAAUAAUAAAAUAAAAAUGUCUGGUCAGUACAAAUUUGCUCCUCUUACUCUGUUUCAAGGCCAGUGGGUGCUCCAUUGUAGGAUAGGAACACUUCCAUCUUUCAUUUACCCUCCCAAAGGUCAUUGACUACCAAUGGCCAUUUAGAGCCCACCCCCACUCCCUGAAAUUUGCUAUUCUCAUUGUACACAUACUUCUGUGGCUGUGUAAAUAUUUCUUUAAGACAAGUUCGUAGCAAUGGAAAUUGCUGGAUCAAGGAAACCUUUUGCUAAGGAAACAUCUCUGAAGUACCUUCUUGUGUGCCUGAUACCACUGUAAGUGCUGGGGAGACAUUAGAGAAGACCCACAUAUGUUCCUCUUUUCAUGAAGCUGAAAUUCUACUGAGGGUAGGGACACAGUAGAAUCAAAUUUUGAUAGACGCCGUCAGAGAGCCCUGCAAAGUUCUUUUACCAAGUCACACUACCCUCGGUGUGACUGGAGUAACAAAUGCCCCUUUGCUGGCACCCUAAGCACCCCAUUCGUGACGUAGGAGAUGUAGACAGGAGGCUGGACACUUUAUCUCAGGCUCUCUACAAGAUCUUGGCGUAUGCAAGUGGAAUGAUCCCUGUGGGGAGUUUAAGAGUAGUGAGACUAUGAUGGAAGGAUGCAGCGCCCAUUAGUUUUAUUCCUGGGGAGGAGUGGAGCUGGAGGUGAUGUGACCCCAUCUGGGCAAAUUACCAGGGUGUGGGGUGGCAGGAAAGGGUGAAAGGUUGCUAGAGGAGCGGCAGGUUGUACUUUCCUGUAAUAGGAUGUACCACUGAAGUCCCAGAUGAAGCAGUCUCCUCUGGGAGAUACAGCUGGAGUGAGGGAGUCUUGUGUUCCCAAAGAAACCAUUGCGGGCAGGGUGCAGGGGAGCUCACCACCAUGCAAGGACCUCCACCUCUCCGGAGGUCACCAUCGUCCCACUUCUGGCCCCAGCCCGUCAGCUGUACAGAUUCUAACCAAGUGGGGACCAGGGAACAUGGAAGAGGAGCACAUGAAUGGUUUCCUCAUGGGUGAGCAGAGCAGAGAUUAAGGACCACACUAGACUGGUUAGUCUAGAUGGGAUUGCCUGCCAGGAUCUUCCAAGGAAAAGAAUCCCAUUGGCUGGAGGUGGGGUGUCCUUCUCAGGGAGUUUAUGGGUGCACAGGUGGGGCUUUGAAGAGUGGAGGUGGAAGUGGAGGGUUUGGAAUCAUGCCGUGGAACCUCAGGCUGCUCACCAGCAAAAGAGGCUGAAGAUGCUACCCAGGUCAGUGGGAUCACUGGCUUCUCUUUGUCCUUUAGUCAGUCUUCCUGCAACUUCUUUUUUUAACAGUGCUUCCAGGAUCCCACUAUAGUGAAAUGAGCCCAAUAACAAAUCACCAAAUCUUUCUCCAGUGUCCUGUUAUGUGUCCACCAGACUAUAAGUCUUGGAUGGGCAGAGAUAUUUCAAAGAGGGGCUCAUGACCUACUCCAAGCCAGUUUCUCGAGGGAAACAAGGUGCCCUACUCAACCCAGAGAAGUGAACACUUAGAGGAUAGGAUUUUAAGCAUGAGACAGGAGAGAUGUUUGAGUGAGGGCAGGCAAGUAAGAGAUAGGUGGGUUCUCAUGUCCGUGAGCUUCUCCCCAGUCGUUCCUUAAGCCCUGACUGUAUUCACACCUGUGCCUGAAAGGCUGCAGAUGCAAGACUGUGUUCCUGGGGGAGGGAAAUUCACAAUGGCAUGAGAGAUGGGCCAGUGUGUGUGUCCCCUGAGGAGGACAAGGUGCAUGCACCAGGCAGGCCCACGUCAGCCUCGCCGUGGAUUCUGCCCGUGAGCAAAUAGGCCUGCUCUGGUGUUGGCUUCAUGGUGGGAGAUCAGGGGGGGAAACGUAUGCGCCUCACAGUUUGCACAAAGCCCCACAGGAACUGUGGACACCCUCCUACCACCUUCCCCUUUAAAGCAGAAUUAGGCAUUGAGAGAAGGGGACAGGUUUCCUUUGGGUGGAUGGGGAGAUGAUAAGGUAGAGAAGCGGGUGGAACAGGGGCACCCUCAGUGGUCAGGUAAGUGGUCUGUGGCAGGUCAUCCUGGCACGGCAAUGUGAACCCCUUCACCAUCUCCUUCCCCCACUGGUGUUCACUGGCUUGCAACAGACCUGCUGACUGAAGGUGUCCUUGUGUUUGGGGCUCACAUGGACACUGGGAAAAUUGGGAGGCUGCAGUGCCUCCAAGGGUUAGGAGCUGAGAAGGCUGAAGCGAGCAGUGUGUUCAGGGUGAAUGGGAUGAGGGACAGGCCUUCCACAAGACUGAGAGGGCGUGGAUCUACCCUGAGCAGCGUGGGACUGUCCUGUUCUGCCUUCCCCACAGGCUCCGAUCCCCACAAUGAGGCAACGGCUCCUCAGCAGGAGGGCUCUGGGGCCUUAAGGACAGUGGGAGUCUCCUGAAGAUGGCAUGAACCCUUCCAACCUAGAAGGUCUCCCCAUUUUGAUGGGUGGAGGGCUCUACUGUCUGUCAGACGUGUGAGCGGGGGCUUCCCUCCUAGUUGUGGCCUGGGACCAGUGCAGCUGAGUUAUUGUCCAGAAACAGCCAAUGAUGGCCAAACCUGGGGUCAUUUAUCCCUGGGAAAAGAGGUUCCUCACGUGCCUGGACGGGUGCACUGGGAUGGGGGCUAAUACUGUGGAGACAGCGGUUUCCCAGAAAGGCUGUCUGUAAUUCUGUAUUUCAGUCUCUCUGUGCUAUUCACUCAUGGGGCUGGGUGAGACCUCAUUGUGUCUCUGAUUGACAUGUGUCCUGUAUGGAGUGACUUUUUGUGUUCAAAAACAAGAUGUCGUUUUACGAGCCAUUUUGGGGUCCAGGAUUUGAGAUGUAUGAGCUGUGAGAGGGUCUGUGUCCAGUAUGGGAGAUCACUGAGCUGUGGAGGGUUGUGUGUCCAAGUGAGAGUUGUCUGGGCUAUUAGGGGUCUCUCCUGGUGAGUGAGGUAUGUGAUCUGUUUUAGGUGCAGUGUGCAGAAUGUAAGUUGUCUGGGGCUGUUCCCAUUAUGUAUUUCAGGAAUUAGGGUUUGAGCUCUCCUGAGGGUCUCUGUUGAGGUUGGCAUAUUUGAGCUCCUGGGGGCCCAUAUUCUAGGUUGUGAGAUUGCAGAGGUUAUUUGUCAUGGGACAGGAGGUAUCUGAGCAAGCUUGUGUUCACGGUACAGGUGUUUUGUGCUGUUUGUGUGCCUGCAUGCAAGGUUGUCAGCUCUGUGAUUGUAUGGCAUCUGUGUGCAAGGUGUAAGGUCUAUGAGCUAUUAAGUUUCUAUGUUGCAGGUUGCCAGGUUGCUAAAAUGCAUGUGGAUCUGUAUUAUAGAAUUUAUCGCCUCUGAGCUGUUUCGUGUCUCUCCUCAUAUCUCGAGUUCCAUAGGAGUUUGAAUUCUGUGGGUGGUUUGAUAUUGUAUGUCCAAUGCAUUGAGGUCUCCUAGCUGCCUUCUCUUGGGUCUGUAUCUCAUCCACUCCAGCUUCGAACAACCUGGCUUCCUAGUCUAGGCCAUUGAGUCAAUGUGGUUGGCCUCCCUCAGUGUGUCAAUGGGAUAUUUUGGGUUUUGAGAGCCAUAGUGGGAGGCCCAUGAAGUAUCUGGGAGUCUGUGUCUAGGGUAUGAUGCUUCAGAGAUCCGGGUCCCAGGGUGAGGAAACUCGCCUCUGUCUUCAGUGCUUUCUUCCAGGGAUUGACACUUCUGAGCCACAUGAGUGUUUAUACCCUGAUUAGAGAGCCUUUGUCACAUACUGAAGUUCAUACUUGAGGUAUUUGUGGCCUCUUCCUGAUGUUGCAGUCUGACAACUGUCCAGAAAGACAGAGCUUGAUCUGAGUUGACUGACUGAACUCGUCUGUUCCAGCUCGUAACAGCCUGUCUUCCUUGUCUAGACCAUUGACUCUGUGUGGUUAGCUUGCCUGAGACCCUUCCCUAGGGUUGGGUUCUCCCAAUCUCGAGCUUUAGCUUACCUAUUUCAUACAAUCUCAAGUACAGUUUUAAAUGUAGUCCAUAUUCAACUAAAAACAGUAGAACCAGUGCUUCCCUAAAAAAAACUAUUCACAAAACAUUUUGCUGAAUCCCAGGAGGUUCCAGGUAAGACACUCCAGUAGGAACUUGUUCACAAUCUGCUCCUUACAAUAUGGAAUUUUAAAAAAUCUUUUCUCUCUGUUACUGGUACCUUGAGAGGCUCGGGCAAGACAGGCCAUUCACUUUUAGGUUUUUGACAAAACACCCUAACACUCACACGCGUGUGCACAUAGACACACACACACACACACACACACACACGACCCACCCAAUACACACAUUAGUAGUCAAUAUAAGGAAAUUGUAUUGGAAAUGUAAAUGGAAUUCUGUGAUUAAUUAUAAAGCCAAGUUUCUCAUCACACUUAUAUGUCUGCUGCCCAGGAUUGGCUGUUUUUCAGCAAACUGGACAACCAAACAUGCCUUCUUUUUGUAAAUAUUAUAUAUUGGAGCUUGUAAUCUGAUUACAACAGUCUAAAUAAUUGUAUACCAGUGUAGGAAUGACAGAGCCUAUUUUUUGUAUGUCACCUCCUAGACAGAAUUCCUCAGAUGGUUUAAUACAGGAGGUGAUGCCAAGGAAACAGACUGUUUCUGAACCCGUGGAACACGGACUGGAGCCCAGUUAUGGCCUGGGGGCCGGGGCGGGGCGGGGGGGGGGUGUCUAGCAAUGCCCAUGGGAAGUGUCAAUCUCAUCUCCACUAAAUAUGGCAUCCCCAAUUAGAGAAAGAGAAAUAUGCCACACACAGGUUGUCAAACCUCAGUUCUGACACUGCAGAGGCAGGCUUCUGAGAAAAACAGCUGUUCUUUCAGAGAGCACUGCUCUUGUGUGGCGCAGAAAGAAUGGUGGUCCUGUGACACGAAUGCACACCCGGCUUGUUGUAGGGAGAUUCUCCCUCUUUUAUUCUUAGGUUCCCGCUUUUGCUCUCAUGCAUGUUCUUUCCCGGGAUCCUGUUCUUUCCAUCCCUGCGCCAGCGCACCCCCUCCUAUCCUCAGCCCCAGGUCUGAACCCCCACCUCCCCAGAAGAGAAGGGCUAAGACCACCGAGAGGGGAAGUCCUCCCGACUUCCUAGAGAGACCAGCCACAGGAGGAGGGGCUGCGGGACUGCGUGUGACAUCACAGACAUGGGACACUAUGGAGAAGCCGGGUGCUCCUUAACCUUCCUCCGGCUGCACGGGACAGGGAGGGACAACGGGGUGCCCCGGGGCGAAGUGGCUUCCUCUCCGUGGGCCGUGGCGUGGGUACUUGGGAUCCGGGACUUGUAACCACGCAGGGAGUAGAGAAGGUUGAACCCACCCCAGAGUGACUGUGGCGCACCUGAGUGACUGCACAGGAUACAUAUUUCCCGAGGUGGCAGGGAGAGUUUCCAGGCGCUGCGAGUGACGAGUGACGUUGGGUUACUUCCUUUGUAGGGCGCACGCGUGGCAGGAAGUACCACUUUCAGAUCUUUGUGUUCUUACCGGUCGUUUUUGCAUGCGUGCAUACUAGGAAAGACAAAAACCAAACUAGUACGGCACCUCACUAUUCAGGUUGUUGCAAUGCUGAGGGCAGCCCAGAUGUGAACAUCACACGGUCUCUGCAGGGUGGUUUUGCCUUUUUUUCCCCUAAGGAUUGAGUAGACCCAUUAUAGUGGGGGAGACUUAAGGUAGGAUGUUUCUGCAUUCAGGAUUAGUCUCCACGAACAAGAAAUGUUUCUCUCUGUGUCUAGCUAGUUUCAGGAGGGCUGAUUUCUGAUCUCAGUUACAUCAGGGAGCUGGAGGGACUGUGUGUCUGGCCCAAUCAGCAAAAGGAGAAAGGUCUGUGUUUGGCCUUGUCCCAUGUAAACCCAGGAGCCACCCGACAGACAUAUGGUAGGGCGUGACAAAGCGUGAGGAGCAAGCCUUUUCUAGGUUAAAGGGGGAAGAGUGGUCUUUUGCGAUAAGCCAUUUCUGAAACACGAAAGCCUGUCGAGAUUUCUUGACUCUGGCUCUCUUCAGGGCUCGAGUGAAGUUCAACAUUGUCUACAGGGUAAAAAUGAGCAUGGCAUGUUUCGUGCCUGUCCAAGCAGAUAGCUAGAUAAGCAGAGAUUCUCUUUUUAACCCUGGAAGUAAUCUACACUUGAAGAGCACUUUAUAGUUUUAAAAGGUAGUAUUUUCUUGAUCUAAAAGAAGGAGGCAACCAUGAGUCAUUAUCCUAGAAUAGGAUCAUCAUCCUCAUCUUACAAAUGAGGAAACUGACCACAGGGAGGUGAAGUAACCUGCCCAGAGUCACACAGGGAGUAAGUGAUGGGGCCCUGAUUCAAAUCUUGGUAUAUAUGGCUUCACCACCUGCCUGCAAUACAGGCACACACUGUUGGUUUCCAGAUCCACACAUCCGGCUCUCUCCUGUCCCCUAACUUCACACCUGAGACAACUGACAGGCUCACAGACAGAUUGCACUCAACAGGUGCUAGGCACUCUCUGGGACUCUGUAAAGAUGACUUUACAGAGAAGAGAACUGUUGGAGAAAGUAGGUCCCAAAGGCUCACCCGCCGCCCUCUGGGGGAGUGAGGCUACAAGAAGAAGAGUGGAGGGCCUGAAGGGGGGCUGUUUCUUUGAGGGACAAACUGACGGGCUAACAUAGCACACGUGAUAAACACAUUUCUUUUGAUUGUUUGUUUUAAUGUUUAUUUAUUUUUGAGAGACAGAGCACUAGCAGGGGAAGGGCAGAGAGUCAGGGAGACACAGAAUCCCAAGCAGUCUCCAGGCUCUGAGCUGUCAGCACAGAGUCCAGCGUGGGCCCCGAACCCACAAGCCACAAGAUCAUCACCUGAGCCGAAGUCAGACGCUUAACCUUAACUGAGCCACCCAGGUGCCCCUAAACACAUUUAUUUGAAUUAAUUGUUUUUCUUUUAGCACUGCCAAAACACACUGCAUGUUGAAAAUACACACGGCAGGUAAGUAAAGCCAACCAAUACAUGGAUAAGCAGAGAGACUCCCGUUUUGCCUAGGGACUGCCUAACUUGAAAACAGCAUUCUGCUGUACAAGUAGAGAACGUUAUCCUGGACUAAAUGAAUCAGAAAUUAGCUGUGUUUUCUAAUUAUUAGCAUCAUUCUCCUAUUACAGAGGAUGCAUCUUAGGCACAGAGAGGCUAGGUCAGCUCCCCCAAGUCACUGAGGUACUAAGUCGUUGAGCCCCACAGGCAAGGAUACAUAACAUGUCCAAAAGUGAACACACCUGCACCCACCCCCACUCCCCAUGCAUCGGCAUCUCCUCCAGGAGGCAUCUCCUCCUCCUCCUAACCCAGUGAAAAGCAGCCUUCUACCCAGCUGCUUCGGCCAGCGACUCUUAGAGCCGUCCUUCCUUGCUGCCUCUCUCUCACCACCCCCUCAAACACCAAGUCCGUCCAGUCCAACCUCCUACGUCCUUCAAAAUAAGAUCUUGACACUUACUCCCAUCACUACAGUUAGUUCCCUAGGCCACAUGACCCUCCUCUCUGCUUGAUAACUACCACCAAUAUUAACCCUUGGCCACAAAUUUCUUCAUCCCGCUACCUGAGGGACCAUUCUUAAAUCCUAAUCUGGUCUUGUGUACCCUGCUCAGAACUCUGCAGGGUCUUCCUGCUGUUCUUGGGAUAACGUCCAGCCUCCUGGACCAGGCACAGCAGGCCUUGCCUACCCUCAAAUGCCUCAUCUUCAGCAGAUGGCCUCCUCCACUCCCACUUCAUAUUCCAGCCAACUUAAACCUCUUUCUGUUCAGUAGAUGGCCACUGGGCUUGGGCACUCUCUCUCCUCCCUGCAUCUCCUGUCCCCAGCCUUCAUUUGCCUGAUUCCUACUGAUGUUCAAGCUAUCAGGUUAAGUAGAGAGCGAUUUCCAUUUAACCCUAGGAAUCCCUGGAUGAAACGGCACUGUUAAUAAAACUUUUUACUGAAAAGUGAUGGAGAUUUCAUUAUAAAUUCUCCCAAAUAGAUGUUUUACCCUGGUUCACAGUGAGUUAAUUGGAGAUGCAAUCUGACAGCACAGUUGUUCUGGAAAAGGCUUCCUUGCUAGGAAUAGGAUGACACACAGCAAAGAUUUCAUCUCCUUUCAUAUGGAUCCUUUGAUGCACUUGGACACGGAGUUUGGAAUGUGUCACAAACUUUCCCAAUGUGAAGGGGCCCUGCCUUCCAGUGAGGAGGGAUAAGCAGAAACGUGGAAAGAAUAUGUCACUUUAUGGCACCUUUGACCCAAGAAAUUAAAUGCCUUCCACUACCUCCCUUGGACUUUGUUUUGAUAAUGUUUCAUUCGGAGUUGCAGUCUGAGUUCCUGUUGGGACAAGACAAAGUGUACUAACUAAUCUUCCCUUUACAAGGGGUUUGGUCUGUUAGUCCCUGUGGCCAUCAAGGAGGCAAAGAUCAGCUGCUGCUCACUAUUGGAGCCCUCUAAGGGAUCCUGACAGUGCCUUCAUAGAACUCCUUAGGGGUCCCUACCAGGUGCCAGAAACCCCUGGAGGAAAGUUUGUCAGUUCCUGUGGGGUCCAGUGGGCAGCAGCACCCCCUGCUGGUUCUGUCUUGUCAUAGACUCAACUGUGAGCAUUAACCUCAUUCACUAUAACUCCUCUGCCUAGGCGUGAAAUGAAGUGUGUCCCUUGGACAAGAGAAAAGAUGGAACCACCAGUCCAGCCACCACCACAACCCCCAAACCCGAACCUCAGCCAGAGGCGUGGACUAGAGUCCCAGGGUCCUGGCAUACUUGCUCCAUGCUGACAUGUCCCUAACACAGGGCACGGUGUGACUGUCUCUUCUGCAGCCUGGCUGUUGAGGAGCUCAGCUGUGCUGGUAUAUACAGUUUUAUUACCCAAACACUCAGGUAAGUGUCAAAGCCCACUGUCUGUAGACAAGGAAACAAACGGAAAGGUUUAGGUCGCUGGUGCAGGAAAGGGUGGAUCUGGGCAUCACACCUCCGUUUCGCCUGACUCCAAAGCCCGACUUUGCACUCACAGUGAUAUUCCUGGAUUGUGUUUCAGCUGCUGAAAUGCAUAUAUUGUUCCAGUAUUGUAUAGUCAUCAUGGUCCCAACACCUGUCCACCUUGAAAUGGAGGUACUCAGCAACCUUGAAAGGUUCUAAGAUUUUGUGUCUGUCCUCUGAUGAGCUGCCCUGAAGCCAACAGACCUGGAGUCCCUUGGCAUGGAAGGCUUGCCUCAGAACCAACAGCCAAGCAGGACUUCAAUGUCCAGGGCUCCCCCCAUGGAGUGGUACUUUGCCAUGUUAGAGAGCCUUUGCAAGCAACCCCACCACCCAAAUUAGGUCUCUACCUGUCUCACUGGUGACCAGGUAUUACGAAUUGAGAGGCAAGCAGAGGAAGUGCUUUUAGUAGCUGCAUCACAGCCGUAGCACUGACCAGACCCCACUGGUGAUUUGAAGCCCAGUAGCCCAAGGACUGCAGUCCGACUCUAACUAGGUGUCUCUCUCUGUUCUUCGGCGUGCACGUCUGUACACUGUGGGUGAGCAAAGUGCCUGUGUCAUCAGCCUCCCCAGCCUUGAGAGGUGUGUCCUGACCAAACACACACACACACACACACACACACACACACUUAAGUAGGGGUAAGAGGCCCUGCUCUGUGUCCCUAAGGUACUGUGAUUUCAAUUCUGCCACCGCUCUUCUCACACAGUGUGCAGUGGUCAUCUGCUUGCAGACUACACCCUGUGUGAUCCCUGUGUCCCCACUGAGUCCAGUGAACUGACACAUGAAUUCGGGUGGUGCUUAGAACAUGUUUCUUCAGCGAAGGAGGGACCUUCACCCAGGGUCCUUCAUCCCAAAGGGCAGCUCAUGUACCGGUUAUGACACAGGAGGAUGGAGUAAACAGGACAUCUCUGUACUCAGAUUCUCUGUGAGGAGGAGGAAGAUUGGAUUUUUUGUACCAUCUCUAAUUCCAGAAACUUAAAGAGGCUAUAAAGGGAUUUUCAAUGUGUGGGUCACUGUUGCCCCGUCGGCCACAGUUCUGGUCUCACAGUGGAACUUGGGUCAAGAUCCUUGGAGCUCCAGGCAACUCAGAGAAUGUUUUCCAAGUCCCGAGCGACUGGUGCACAGAGUAGGUGCCCACAGUGAUCUGUCCAGUAGGUGGAUUGUUGAGUGAAUUAAGGCUGCUAGUUAAAUAUGGGAUGCUCUGGCAAGAGCACAAAUCCCCUUGGGGGACGGGACAUGAGCACAUGGGUGAAGGCUGUGUCAAUCCAGGUGACUGCUGUCAGCCUCACAAGAAGGCGCUCCUCCUCACUGUCCUUCCAGCUCUUUGUCCAAACCUGCCUCUUCUCUAAGUGGUCCUCUCCAUGUCCCUUCUCUGCCUAACUUACAGCCCGAUACAGGCUGUCAUUCGGCAUCUGUGAUCCUUGGGUGUCCUUUGCAGUCCAGCUGACUGAACAGAAGCUGACUCAGCACAGCAGGAUCUAGUGCCUGUCACCCGUUGUUCUCCCCUGCUUUCUGUUAGGCUCUCACUCCCUUCCCCUACCCCCCAGCUGCUCCAGCCUUCUGGCAGUAUCUGCACUGUUUCUGGAAGCCUCUGCCUCAGACACUUCUUCCCAACUGUUCCCUCUUGACAGGAAAGUCCUGACCCCAGAAAUGUGCUUGUCAGAUUCCUCUCCCUGUUCACAAUGUUUGUUGAAAGGUCACCUCUUCGUGAACCCUGAAUUCAUACCCUUGGGGAUACUUUCUAGGUUCUGCUUUUGGGGCUGACAGAUCACCUGGAGAGGCAUUGCCAGCAAACGUGCGGGCGCCUGGGUCUAAGAGCCAAAGAGUUUGUCUAGAACCAAAGAGAAGAACCUGGAGAAUGUCCUAAUAUUCUGACUAAAAGGCAGAGGGGCACCCAAGAAAACGGGAGGUCAAAUUAUCACCGAAGGCAGGCCAGCCCCUGAGCAGCUCCUCAAAUGAGUGGAAUUGUGUUCAUGCAUCACUUGUAGCCUGAACCAUGGGCCCUGAAUGCUGAGGGAAGAUCCCUGCUCUCCAGUAGCCAUAGUCUGACCAGAAACUCAGAGGAUAAGGCCCUGCCUGCAAUAGCUGAGUGCCUGUUGUCUUUGGGGCCACUAUGUCCAGACCUGGCCAUGCAGCUUCUGUUGUUCUAAGAUGGGGAUGGCAGUACCUGCCUUCCUUGCUUCCAGGGCUCUUCUGACAAACACAGGACGGAAAGCGCGCGCGCACACACACACACACACACACACACACACACACACACACAGAGAUCAGAGAACUGGAAAGAACCUAGGUCCUUGACAGCGUCACCAGACCCCGGAAUAUGCCCCGCCUGCACCCACCCUUACUUCUGAUUUCAUUGUGUGAUUGUGAAUUGCCUUUGUGAUUAGACCUGUUUGAGGAGGGGUUUCCUCUUUACUCACAGCACAAAGCAGACUUCUGGAUAUGGGGAGCAUCGUGGGGUUUGGUUUUCUUUUCUGUGGGAGCCAUGUCGUGUCGUGGGUAAGGGCACAAGCUCUAUUCCUAAACAACCUUCCUUCCAACUCAGUUCUGCCACUUGCAGUCCUGUCAUUUUGAGAAAUGUACCUGGCCCUGUGCCUUACUAUCCUCACCUGUGAAAUGGGCUUAUUAUUCUUAAUAGUGACAAUACCAAGCAGAGAGGGUUGCAUUUGUGAAUACAUAAUGAGGUAAUGCAAGUAUGGUUCACAGAAUUGCAUCUGCCACAUUCCCUAUCUUUACACCUACUGAUGCUGCCAUGGGCAGGUCAGGCUUUACACCACGUGAGCUAGAGCAAAGAACAUAAAGAUCACAUUACACGUCUGUGUUCAGCCCUAGAAACUCUCCUCCUCUGCCAUACAUUCUCAUCCUUUGCGUCAUGCACGGACGAUCCGUCACCAGGGGGCUGACUCUCCCACCUGGGGACCACAAAUACACACCGUCUUACACUGUGUGCAUCAAUUCAGUACACUCCAGUUAUGUCCUCAGAUAGCCUGCCCUGGUCCUGGUGCCGGGGUGGGGGUGGGGGGUACCCCAGAGCAGGUAACGGAGCACAUGAUGUUCCCUUACACCCACACGGCAUCGGAAGCUGUCCGCAUCCUAGUGCCUGCCUUUCUUUCCAGACUCGCCUCCCUCCGCCCUAAAAUUCGGAUUACACUCACACUGGAUUCCAGGGCAGACCCUGCCACUUCAGUCUCUCUCCUUCAGCCUCAAAUUCCUCCUGGUUAAAGGCAAUAAUCCUGCCUACUCAAGGUUUGUUGGGAGACCUCCAGGAGACAACAAAUGUAAAACACCUAGCUGACAUUAGCUGGCACAUGGAAGGCGCUGGAUAAGAAACAGCAUUAUCUGUUUCGCUUCUUUAAUCCACAGCACCUGGAAUGCAAAGGUCUGGGUCCUUCUGGCCACACACCUCCCUUGCUAGCUUCCAGCUCUUUGACAACCUUUGUCUUCAGCUUGCUGUCUAGACCAAGGGCCAGGUGGAGCUGUGAGCAUGGACCACACCUCCAUGGAUCCGCUCCGGAAAUGCAGCUCAACACUGAUUUCUGAGUCUUCCCCGAUGAUCUCUGAAGAGACCUCCCGGGAAGUCACGGCAGCCUCCUCUCCUUCCUUCUCGGAACUGCUUAUGAUGGGCCUGGGUGACCUCAAAACCAGUCCUGGCACCAAAUACCCUGCCCCUCUUCCAGAGGGGCUGCUCCAGCAGCGCUACAGAGAUGAGAAAACCCUACAAGAGAGGCGGUGGGAAAGGUCAGCGUCCCCUCAGAGGAAGAAAACCCUUCUGGGGCACAUGAGACGGCGGCACCUCGAUCAGGUGGCACCUUAUCGGGUGGAGAGGAAAGCCAGGAUCUCCUCCUCAGGUGAUAGAGAUCAGAACAGAUUCAGAUGCGAAUGUCGAUACUGCCAGAGCCAUAGGCCAAAUGUCUCUGGGAUGUCUGCAGAGAGGAAAGGGGCCCCCCAUGCUUCCUCCUGGGAGACACUGGUACAGGGCCUCAGCGGCUUGACCCUCAGCCUGAGCACCAGCCGACCUGGCCUGCUGCCCGAAGGGGUGCUCCAACAGCAGGAAAGAGACGAGAAGCUCCAACUGGAGAUGCAGCAGGAAAGCAAAAGGAUGUUUCAGAGGCUCCUAAAGCAGUGGUUGAAAGAAAACUGAGGCUCUCAUCCUCACGUGACGCAGGUCUGAAUGGCUCCAGGCAUGAUCCUGGGCGUGGAUUUCUUUUGGGGACCAACCAGUAAGCAGUCGUCAGAGAAGUGACAAGAGCAGCGUUGAUGACUGAAAAUUCGAUCGGCGUGAGCCCUCAUCCAAUCCCAGGAAGGUUCUGUCUUUCCUACCUUGAAUUUGUGGAUCCCUGUGGGGCUUUCUAUGGGACACCGCAUACCCCAGGGGUCCGUAACUUCCUUAUUAUGGCUCCCGUGAUGCAUGUUGUCACUUUCCCACCCCGAACUCUGCCUCUCCUCCCUGCCUUGUUGUCAGUACGGUAGAGAGCUUCUCUGUAGCAUGAAUGCCCCGUUGAUGAUGGCCAUGUGCUUUUGUGCCAUUUCACGGACUGCCUCCCAGCAGCAGCACUGGUCUGCUGGAAUGGACGUGUGCUGAACGGAGAUCCACUUUCAAGAGACUGACGCUAAAGGAGGUGCAGAAAGGGACAUGGAACUGGAACUUGGUUGUUCACUAUUGUGUUGUCUGUGUAAGCCGUUAUGAGUAUGCUGAGCUAAAUGUAGAACAUUGUUUCCCUGCUUUAUAACACGGAUGGUAUUCCCCUCGAAGGAAUUUCUGACCCGUUACCUCAUCAUCCUUGCCAAAUAAAUAUACAUAUAAAAAAAACCUAA